Molecule: messenger RNA, 1848 nt
Organism: Podospora pseudocomata
Lineage: Eukaryota; Fungi; Ascomycota; Sordariomycetes; Sordariales; Podosporaceae
Exons: 1
Coding region: 1-1848 (615 amino acids)
Source: RefSeq, a predicted model, not a curated record
AUGAAGGACAUUUACUCAGGCGGCACACAAGUUGUGGUGUACCUCGGCGAUGGAAAGAACCACCGACCAAAGCGCCUCUCCGAGCACCACAUAAUCUCCAAAGCUCCUACCCAACAACACUUUUACAAUGACGAACGCGAUGGGGUCCACCUUGAAGAGUUCUGGGCCGCACUUUCCGCCUCAGCCAUGCCCUCCCUCCCAAUGAACGAUAGGAGCAAACGGCCACGGAUUCGAUCUCGGCAUCUCUCUUCAACAUUCCACAUGUUCUGUCUCCUCCGGGUACUGGGCGACGAAGUCUUGACUUCUGACCUUGUCGACAGGAUGCGCAAACUCACCGCCAUGGACCCCUCCUGCGACCUGCUUGGUACUAUGGUGGAAACCCUGCGCUGUAUGCUCCUCAACCCAUGGUGGCAGCGCAUCUGGGUCGUGCAGGAGAUGAUUGUCAGUCGAGUGGCAGUCGUCCGUUGCGGCACAGUGACAUGCCCAUGGGACAUGUUUAUUGCUGCCGCCUCAUCGCUUUCGAGCUCCUCUGUCGAAAUGUCCACAAUCUUCCGUCCCGAUAGCAUCAAGGUGCUUCAGUACUUCUGUCGCCAGGUUCUGAGCUUCCGCGAUUUACGCAACCAGUGGAAGAAGAAUCUCGGCGCCCCUAUGCUGACUCUCCUCCAGGACUUCAGCGCGAGACGGGCAACUGAUGAGCGAGACAAGGUAUUUGCCUUGCUGGGGUUGGCAUCCCAUUCUCAGAGAUUCCUUGCCUUGGCAAGCUAUGAGGACUCAGUUGCCGAUGUGUACCGAGCAACAGCCGUGGAGCUUAUUCGUCGGAGUCACUCUCUGGAAAUCUGGCAUGGUGACUUGGCACGGAAGAACAGGAGAGAUCUUGCAAGCUGGGUUCCAGACUGGAGCGCAGUGUACGAUGAAGGUGAUCGCCAGCGGGCACAAAGAGGUGGCAGGGAAAAGGGCGAACCUAGUUCGGCGUGGAAACUGACUGUGGUACAGUCAGAGGGGGGAUACUGGAAGUUUGUGGUCGAAGGAAUGACACUGUUGUUGCACUGGAUCAACGAGAAUCCACAAGAACGAAAACUACCGAAACGCAUGGAGGAGGAAUUCGACUCGUACCACCGACUACUGAACAUCACCUGCCUGGAUUUCUACCGGAGGAGAGACGCCAACGCGUUGGUAGCCACCGUCGAGAGGAUACAGGAGCUAUGCAUCAACCUGAAAGCUCACUGCUCUUGGGGCAGUGCAUAUGAGGACCUCGCCAAACACCCUUCUAUCAGCGCAUUUGGUCGUUCGGCGGCUUUUUAUCGCGAGGUAAAAUCAAAGUCUGAGGUUGGCCAAGUUACCCCCAACAUGGACUCAGAAUCUCGGGAUGAUUUCUGGUUUGGAAAAGACACAGCGGCUUGGCUUGAUCGGAUGGUGAUCAGGUAUGAAACGGUCACUUUCCGAACCCCCAAAUCGGAGACUGCUAUCCAGCAUCAUUUUAGAUGGGAGCUUGAUGAAUCGAGAUGGUAUCCUGAUGGACGCAGACGAAAGAGCUUUUUGUCAAUGGAAUCCAUGCCUCUGGGUACGGUAAGACAUGUCGGCGAGCGACUCUUUUCCUGGGACGAUCGCGAUUCCGCUUUCAGCACGAUUUCGAAAUGGGUCUCCUACUACGAAAAGAUGUCAGGGUAUCACAGGGUGAAGUUGGCCAAGACCUGCUGGGCGAAACCAAUCUCACCGAAACACUACAGAGUACAGCUGAAGUCGAUGGAGUUGGAGAUGAGAGCCAUCGUGAUACUGUGGAAGCGCUGCUUCUGGAGUGGCUUGAUCAUGUGCUUGAACGUCACGAUUUCCCAGACGAUGCAAACAUGA